Molecule: messenger RNA, 1725 nt
Organism: Atta colombica
Lineage: Eukaryota; Metazoa; Arthropoda; Insecta; Hymenoptera; Formicidae
Product: gephyrin-like
Exons: 11
Coding region: 1-1725 (574 amino acids)
Biological process (GO): molybdenum incorporation into molybdenum-molybdopterin complex; establishment of synaptic specificity at neuromuscular junction; gamma-aminobutyric acid receptor clustering
Cellular component (GO): dendrite; cytosol; cytoplasm
Molecular function (GO): molybdopterin molybdotransferase activity
Source: RefSeq, a predicted model, not a curated record
AUGGCAAUAACAGCUCAAAUUAUAAUUGAACCAAUUAAAGAUACCAUAAUGAAAAGAUUACUUUCAAUAUCUGCAAAUAAUAAAGCUGAUGUCGUUUUUAUUACUGAUCAUUUUGACUCUACUAACAGAGAAUUUAUAAAUAAAAUGAUUGGAACUAUAAUUAUUGAUCCCAAAGAACUUUCUGAAAAUAUAGCAAUUUCGAUAAGGAUCAUAGAAAAAAAUCUAAACAAGAUAACAAGUCACAGAACUGUAUGUGGAAUACGAAACAAGACGUUAAUCAUUAAUUUGCCCGGCAUAGACAAUGUUUGCAUUGCAGCAAUUGCAGAUACACUGAUAAAUACAUUGCAUUUAAUACGCAAGAAUGAUGAUGAGAACAAAGAGACUGAGUCGCUACUUGCCAAUGCAUAUUCUCCCAAUUCUUCCGAUAAUAAUGUUUCAGAGCAGGUGAACAAUACGGAAUGGACGCCUCUAAUUUCUUUAGAUAAUGCAUUAAUAAUAUUGAAUGAAGUAUCCAUAACAAGUAUAAUUACAGAUACUGAAUCGGUAAAAAUAAGUGAUGCCUAUGGUAGAAUAUUAUUUAAAAAUGUUUAUUCGAAAUAUAACGUGCCAUCAUUUAGAACUUCCAAAAAGCAUGGAUACGCAGUGUUGGUAUCUGAUGGAAAAGGAAUGAGACAAGUGUUGAAUAAUAAUAAUACGUAUCCUCCGAUUUCGCUUCAAUGUGGAACGUGCACAUGGGUGAAGAGUGGAGCACCUGUUCCUAAUGAAGCAACAGCGGUUGUAGAAGAAGAAAAUACAAAACGAAUUAGAUCUCAUCUAGACAACAAAGUGUAUAUUGAAAUAAUGAGUAAACCGCAAUAUGGGCAAAACAUUAAUCCUAUUGGUUACAACGUAAUGAAAGAAAAACUUAUCUUAAAACAAUACACACGUAUUGGCCCAGAAGAGAUGGGAGUCUUGGCAGCUUCUGGCCAUAAAGAAGUUGUAGUCGCUAAGCAAUUGUCUAUAGGUGUAUUAUCCAUCGGCAAUAACUUAGAAGAACCCGCAAAACCUUUAAAACCAGGAUAUGUCUACGAUAUUAGCAGAAUAAUUAUAAUUUCACUACUAAAAGAUAACGAUUUCUCUUCUUCAGAUUUUGGAAUCGUGAAUAAUACAUCAUUAUCCAUACAAAAGAAUAUUGAGAAAGCUCUAGAUAAAGUAGAUAUACUUGUGACAUUAGGUUCUGCUAAUGACAAAGAUUUAUUGAAGAAAAUCUUGCUAGAACACUUUCAAGCCGAAAUAUAUUUUGGUAAUGUAAAUAUAAAACCAGGGAAGUCAACUACGCUAGCUACAUGCAAGAUCAAUGAUAAAAUAAAAUAUUUCUUGUGUUUGUCGGGAAAUCCGGUAACUGCUUUUAUUGUUGCGCAAGUAUUCCUUUUGCCUUUUCUAAAAAAGAUGUCUUGCAAUGAAUGCUCGGAAAAUCCUAUAUUACCAAUUUAUGUAAAUAAUCCAUUUAUUCUACAUCACCGUCCUAGACUUGCGUGUACAUAUUUGAAGUGGUCUAAAGAUAAUCUAGCAAUGGCUUGUAGCAUGGGUAAUCUUUUCAAAGAUAAACUAUGUAAUAUGGUAGGUUCAAACGCACUUUUGAUGUUACCAAAAAGUGAGAACAAAGAAAAAAUAACAUUUAACAAUGAAAAAAUAUCAGGUUUACUUAUUGACCGUCCAGGAAGUUUCAAUAUAAACAAGGAAUAA